CCUGACGACCAGAGGAGCCAGGAGCUAGGACGCAGAGUGAGGACGCGGGCAAGGGAGCAAGGACGCAGAAAGGAUCCUACGAGAAAGAAGGAGACAACGAAAGAGGAGAAGAGAGAGAAGAGCCAAGAGGAGGAGAGACAUAAGGACUGGUUGUGAGAGCGGAGGCUGUUGAAGUGGCCCUCUCCAGGGUAACGUACCUUCUCCAGGCUCGUCUCUGCUCUGGUCCACACAGGAGGAGGAGGAGGUGGUUUGAUCUGGUUGAUGAGUGGUUCCUCUUAGCUGGUUUUGGAUGGGACUUUGAGAGAUGGAGGCACCACAGCGCUGUUGGAGGAGCUACAGGAGACCCUCUGUCCUCCUCUUCCUCCUCUCUCUGUCCUUCCUCUUCUUCACACUGCCUUUCACUCAGGGAUCUCUACACGUCCCCCCAAACUUACCAGAACCUCCAGUGCUGCUGUCCACCCCGGAGUCCUUGACAGCCUUUUCUUCGAACGACAUCUCUCUGGACUGUGAGGCCAGAGGAAACCCCACGCCCACUUUCCGUUGGGUGAAAGAUGAUGUGGCGAUGGAUCUGGACCUCGUUGGUAAAGGGACGAUUCGCGCAGAUAAAAACGACACUCUGGAGGAUUACCACGGCUCCUAUCGCUGCUACGCCUCCAACACACUAGGGACCGCUGUGACACAGACUGUGCACGUCACCGUAGAACGUCAUCCAGUUCUUCAGAAUCAGAAGAAAAAGAUCGAGCAAAAGUUUGAAGGGGACAGUCUGGUUAUGUCCUGUAAUCCUCCAGAGAGCUCCACCCCUCCACACAUUCACUGGAUGGACAGGAAGAUGGUCCACAUAAAGCUGAAUGACAGAGUCACAGCUGGUCUGAAUGGAAGCCUGUACUUCGCAAACCUCCUGAAGUCUGACUCCAGGCCCGACUACACCUGCAACGCCCAGUACGCCGAGGCCAUGACUGUUCUGCCUGAAACCUCCGUCUCCCUCACUGUCCUGUCCAGUAACAGUGUGCUAACCGGGAGGAAGCCCGACCUCUUCACUCCCUCUGGCCUGCGCAGCUCCAUGCUCGCUCUGAAAGGGAACAGUCUGACACUCGAGUGCAUCCCCAGUGGACUACCUACUCCCAAAGUGGAAUGGAUAAAGAAGGACGGGCGCCUGGAGGACACCGGAGCAGAGGUGACCAACUACGGCCGCUGGCUUCACUUUGAGAGUGUGGAGCAGAGCGACGAUGGAGAGUACCAGUGUAGAGCCCACAACGAGCAUGGAGAGGCAAAACACUCCUUCACUGUCACUGUGGAAGCUGCUCCAUACUGGGUGAAGGCGCCCCAGAACCUGAUGUAUGCACCUCGGGAGAACGUCCGUCUGGACUGUCAGGCUGAAGGUAUCCCCACCCCCAACGUCACCUGGAGCAUGAACGGACUGCCACUAUCAAAAGUGGAUCCAGAACCUCGGCGUACUGUCUCAGGCAGUGUUCUCAAACUGAUGGACGUUGAGGUUUCAGACACUGCAGUUUUCCAGUGCGAGGCCCAAAACAAACACGGCUCCAUCCUCCUCAACACCUACAUCAACGUUGUGGAGCUCCCGGCGCAGAUCCUAACAACGGAUGGUCAUCGGUACAGAGUCACAGAGGGAGGAGACAUUACCCUGCAGUGUGAAGCUUUCGGGUCUCCACAACCACACGUCACAUGGGAGCAGAAGAACUCGUCCCCGCUCCUCUCUCUCUCUCACGUGUCUCUUCUGACUGAUGGGACUCUGCAGCUGUUCAACACGAGCCACAGUGACAGUGGAGAGUACAUCUGCUCAGUGCAUCAGAGCAACAUCAGCAUCACCGCACAUCUGGAGGUCUAUGACCGGAGUGUGAUUGUGACCAGUCCGGAUCAUGUUCGUGCUGUCAGAGGCUCCACCACUCUGCUCCACUGUGAGGCGUUGACCGACCCUCGGCUAAAACACGACCGGCAGAUUGUCUGGAGGAAAGACGGGCUCAAGAUACAGGAGUCCUCUGCAGACGACAAGUUCACUGUGUUUGAGAAUGGGACUUUGAGAGUGAGCAGUGUUCACACAGACGACAGUGGAGAGUACAGCUGUGAGGUCAUCACCAGCCUGGACCACGUCCACGUCAGUGGAGCCAUCAGCGUCAUUGCUCCUCCAGAUCCGCCCGUUGGCCUGUCUCUGUCUGAGGACGAUGGCCACAUGAGCAUCACCCUGGGCUGGACUCCAGGCUUCCACCACAACAGCCCCAUCACUGAGUUCAUCGUGGAGGCGCGUGAGCAGCAGCACACAGAGAAGUCCAGGUGGAAGUGGGAGGAGCUCAGGAGGGUCCCAGGAGACGUGAACGAGAUCGAGCUCCGCCUCCACCCAUUCUGCACCUACAGGUUCAGAGUGACCGCUGUGAAUGAACUAGGCCCGAGUGAACCCAGCCAGGCCUCCCCGGAACACAGCACCCAGCCUGCAAUUCCCACCAGUAACCCGACCGGAGUGCGCAGUGAAUCCAAAGAACCAGGAACUCUGGUCAUCACGUGGGAUGAGAUGGAGAAGCGUUUUCAUAACGGGCACGGCUUUAUGUACAAAGUAUUUUGGCGCCAGGCGGGAAAGAAAGACCAGCGCUGGCACUCCAACUCCACAAGCUCCCCUCCGUUCGUGGUGACGGGCACGGGCACCUACACCCCCUUUGAGAUCAAAGUCCAGGCUGUCAAUGCCAUCGGAGAAGGCCCUGUUCCAGAGGGAGAGAUCGGACACUCCGGAGAGGACGUGCCCCUGGAGGCCCCUGGUGGAGUGAACGUCACAGUGGUGAACAGCACAGCGAAGGUCAAGUGGAACGAGGCUGAAAACGUUCGUGGUCUGCUGCUCGGAUACAAGAUCUACAUUCGGAGAGUGGGCCUUAAAUCAGAGCGCCGCCGCAGGUCGCUAGGAGAACAGGUGAUUGCGGGGGAGGCAGGGCAUGAAGAGGAAGAGGAGGAGGAGAGUGAGAGAGUGGUGGAGGUGCGAGGGAUGAAGACUUCACAUGAGAUCUCAGGACUGAAGCUUUACUCCUUGUAUGACCUGUCAGUCACCGCCUUUAACAGCAAAGGACAGGGCCCGCCUUCCCCCAUGUACCGCUUUGAGACGCCCGAGGGAGCUCCUGGACCUCCUGCGUCUCUGACAUCUGAAAGCCCCACAGACACUUCCCUCAUCCUCAUCUGGACUCCUCCUCUGGAGACCAACGGCAUCCUGCUCGGAUACACCGUGCAAUACCAACAGGAGGGAGGAGAUAACACAGAGCACAUAGAGAUCAGACACCCCCACACCACUCACCUGGAGCUGCCAUCUCUAAACUCCAGCACCUAUUACCUGUUUAACGUGAGGGCCCAAACUGCUAAAGGACACGGACCGGCCAGGGGACUCCGGGCCGCCACGCUGCUCGAUGGAGCUCCUCCCUCAAACGUCUCCAUGUUUUUUGGAGACACGUAUCUGAACCUGAGCUGGGUCCCAGGCCCCAGAGACAGAAACCACGGCUUCCACAUCGACUACCGGCGAAAGGGAGCUGGAGAGACGUGGGAGGUGUCUGAGCAGGUGAACUCCACGCAGGGCUUCUACUCUCUGACGGGACUCGAACCGGGAACCACGUACCACCUGCGCAUCCUGCACCACAACAGCACACAGUGGGAGCAGAUCGUGCAGACCAAAGGACCAGAUGUGUCGGAGAUGCCCGGAGGAUUUGCGACUCAGGGUUGGUUCAUCGGACUCAUUAGCGCCAUCGUGCUGCUGGUGCUGAUACUGCUCAUCCUCUGCCUCAUCAAGCGCCGCAAAGGAGGAAAAUACGCAGUUAAAGACAAAGAAGACAAAGAGGUGGACUCAGAAGCUCGACCGAUGAAAGAUGAGACGUUUGGAGAAUACAGUGACGGUGAUGAGAAGCGCACGGACAGUCAGCCCUCCCUGUGCCCCAGCAAACUGGGCAGUGACGAUUCUCUGGCCGAGUACGGAGACAGCGUGGACAUCCAGUUCAACGAGGAUGGAUCCUUCAUCGGCCAGUACAGCGGCAGAGGCCCGGUGCCGCACGGCAACGAGAGCUCGAGCCCCGCCUCCCCCAUGACGAACGGGCCGCCUCCGCCCCUGCCCCCUGUGCUCAGCCGACCCAGCUAAACAACCACGCUCUGUGCACUGCCUAAACACCACCACACGCACUGGCAGGACACGUCUGCACGCGUGAAAAUGACUUGGAGUCUGUUCUAAUUUUGAUUUGACAAAAAAUGAAUGAGGUUGUCAAAAGUAUAGAAAAGCUCCACUGUGGAACCUGUGUCUGGGUUCACUGGAAAUCAGGCAUUAGUCUUAUAUACAACUUUCUCCACACAUCGACAAGUUAUUUUGAUGCAUUAACUAUUCACUGCCCAUAGUCAAUAAUGAGUCGACUGACGGGCUGCAGUUCGCUCCUCAGACCACAGUUAAACAUGAGCACGUUGUGUUGCUUAAGGACACAACCGCAGACAACCUUUUUAUUAGUGCGAGUCUAAACAGUGAACAACUAAUUGACAGAGGUGAUAAAGGAGCCAAAAAUUUUACUCAAAUAAGAAUAACGUUACUUUAAAAUAAUAUUACUCAUGUAGAAGUAAUAAGCGGUGGUCCAAGAAAUGACUCAAGUAAGAGUAAAAAAGUAUUUGGAGAAACUAGUGCUCAAGUAAGAGUAACUUAAAGAGUAACUGCUGGGACCGAACAGCUUAUUUAUCAUUUUAAAUUGAUAUAAUUAUGUCAGACACAAAAAUGAAACAAACUAAAACAAAUCUGAAGGAGCUUUUGUCACUUUAGACUCACAAAACUUUUACUCAAGUAACAGUACUGUUACUUCAAACUAAAUAUUACUCAAGAAAGAGUAAAAGUAUGCUGAUCGAAAGGUAUGAUUUCUUUAUAAAGUUACUCAAGUACAUGUAACUGAAUACUACCCACCUCUGCUGAAGGUGGGACAAAAAAAAAAAUCUUCAAAAUCCCCAGGUUUAAUAAAAAUGUUUUAAAUUAUUGUUAAAAUGACUCAAAUCAAGUUUCAUUUGUGAAUCCAAGUCAUUUGAACUGAAGCAGACGUUUCUUUUUCACUGUCGUCUCUGUACAUUCCACAGGUUUAUGCAGUUUACAAUUUACACAGCUUUUAAAUCAACGUAUCUCUGAAAGACAAAACGAAGAUGUUUAGGACAGAUACAGAAGUGGCAUGUUACGAGCAAUCUCUUCUAUUAUUCUCAUUAAUCCUCCGUGUACAGACUCCUACAUAUUUUUACUUCGAUAUUUACUGUUUCUGUUUGGUCGGCCAAUUUGAAGUCACGGUUUUGUAUCUUUGUUGGAGCACAGUUUGGUUUGGUGCAUGUUUCUGGGAAUGAUUUCACUCUUUUUCGACUUGUUCAGGACAGGCCUAAACCUAAGAUGCAUAAUUUGAGCAUUUGAGUUCAAAGCUCCCAUAUUAUGAUGAAGCAGUUUCCUCCGUAAAUACAGACGACAGGGCUUUGUUUUUGAGCUCUCAACAGAAUGUAGCGCUUAGUGGAAAAUGUAAAAAUGGGCAAGGUACAAACCCGAGGCACAACCACUGAAUAUAUAAGGGUCUGCUUAUGCCCUAACCAAGAGCAUCUGGCCAGUCGAAACACGUUGGUGUCCCUUCAUGAAAUAAAAGACUUUUAAUAUAUGCAGUGGGUGUACCUCGGGUUUGUAACUUGCCCUUUUUUACAUUUUCCAGUAAGGGUUGCAUUCUGUUAAGAGUUCAAAAUGUAACCGUCGUAGAGCACCUGUACUGCUACUUUUUUUUUUACGACCCAAUGAAGCUCUACCUUUUUUCUUCAUCUGAAUGCUUUGUUUUCGUCACAGUUUCAAAUUCAAUACAAUAUAUGGCCUCACAUACUAAUUGGCAAAGAUGGGUAAAGUAGCUAGAACUUGUACUUGUAUUUGUAUUUGUAUUUGUUUAUUUAUUUCAUUCAUAAAGUAUGAAAAGACAUCGACAGUGUCACAACAUCAGACAUACAAGAAAAGAAUGAAAAGGAGCAGAAAGAAGAGAAUCUUGAGUACUUAAGAGUAUUGUUACUUCACAAAUAAUAUUACUCAAGUAGAAGUACAAAGUUGCCCAAUAAAUUACUCAAGAGUAAAAAAAUUAUUUGGGAAAACUAAUAUUCUGAUCUGAUUUAUAAUUUCAAGUGAAUAUAAUUAGAACAAUAAAACAUUAAAUAAUACACAGAAUCUGGUGUUUUCAAAAGGACAGACACAAAAAUGAGACAAAGAAACACAAAUGUUCAAUCCAUUACAUAUUGUCACAUGAAGUUUUUGUUACUUUAGACUUUCAGUGGGAAGAACUCAAGUACAAGUACUACUGCACUGUAUAAUAUAUUACUCAAUAAAUAGUAAAAGUAUGGGGUCUGAAAAGUACUCAGAGAAUUUAUGAAGAUGUUACUCAAGUAAAUACCGUUUUGAAACGCACUCCACACUGUUGCCUGUAGAGGGCAGCAGAGAUCCAAGUGUAACUAGUAUGCAAAACUCUACGCCCAAGCAGAAGUGUUCCACAAAUCCUGUUCACAUCCUAAUAUGGGAGCUUGGUGUGCGUGUGCGUGUGUGUGUGAAUGUUGUGUGUGUGCGUGUGUGCAUGUGUGUGUGUGUGACCCGAAGCCUUAAGAGUCCAGUGUGUCCUCUGCUCCUCCCUCUCUCUCACCAAAACCAUUCUCCAUUCUGCAGUUUGGUCUCUCACAAUGAGUUUUAAACAUGUUUUUAUUUGAUGACUUCUUUGUUCAGUUCAUUUGUUUUGCUUUUAAUCUGAACUGAAGUGCGUCCAGAGCAGGUCUGUGUGAAUCCUAUGCAUCUGAAGUCAACGAUAUGUUUUAUAUUGUAGGAAGUGGACGUCGUUGCUCCAUUUGGCACCGUUUUUCAAUUUCUGAGAUCUGUUUGCUCAGAUUUACGCUUGAUCAAAUUUACUUUUGGUAUAUAAAAGUUUUUAUUAGUAAAUAUUCAGUUGUCAUAGUAAAUUGUGUAUUGAAACAAUUCAAGUGAAGAGGGGCCAAAUGGGGCAGUGACAGUGGAGUGAGGUGAGAGGUCCUGUGUAGCAAACUCAAAUCUGGACCUUCAGACUGAGAGAAAGAGAGAAAAGAGAGAAAGAGAGGGAGGACAGAGAGGACAAAGUAAAUAUGUAACAGUGAAGGGAUAGAAGAGAAUCAGCUGUACUUUUCUCUGAAUGUAAAUACAACCUUAAGAUUGUCAUUUUUUAUUUUUUAUUAUUAUU
Molecule: messenger RNA, 7211 nt
Organism: Boleophthalmus pectinirostris (great blue-spotted mudskipper)
Lineage: Eukaryota; Metazoa; Chordata; Actinopteri; Gobiiformes; Gobiidae
Product: neural cell adhesion molecule L1.1-like
Exons: 27
Coding region: 305-4117 (1270 amino acids)
Biological process (GO): cell-cell adhesion
Molecular function (GO): protein binding
Source: RefSeq, a predicted model, not a curated record